AUAUCCAGUGACUUCAAGGAACUCUGGGUAAAACUAAAAGAAUAUCAUGAUAAGGAAGUACAAGGUUUACAAAUCAAAGUAACCAAACUGAAAAAGGAACGAAUUUUAGAUGCACAGAGACUUGAAGAAUUCUUCACCAAAAAUCAACAGCUGAGAGACCAGCAAAAAGUCCUUCAGGAAACUAUUAAAAUUUUAGAAGAUAGGUUAAGAGCAGGAUUGUGUGAUCGCUGUGCAGUAACUGAAGAACAUAUGCACAAAAAACAGCAGGAGUUUGAAAACAUCCGACAGCAGAAUCUUAAGCUUAUUACAGAGCUGAUGAAUGAAAAGAAUGCUCUUCAGGAAGAGAACAAAAAGCUUUCUGAGCGACUGCAGCAACAAAUGGAGAGUGAUCAACAGGAUCAAGUAGCUGAGCUUGAAUGUGAGGAAAACAUUAUUCCAGACUCACCAGUAACAUCCUUUUCCUUUUCUGGCAUUAACCGGCUACGAAGAAAGGAGAAUCUCCAUGUCCGAUAUGUAGAACAAACACACACUAAAUUGGAGCGCUCUGUGUGUACAAGUGAAUUAAGAAACAUUUCUCAGGGUUCAGCUCCUGCACCAGGUAACUCUGAAGAACAUGAGAUUCUAGUAGCAGACACUUGUGAUCAGAACCACUCACCACUGUCUAAAAUAUAUGGAACAAGCAGUUACCCCACUGAUAAGUCACCACCGUUUAAUUUAGAUACUGUUGUUGCUGAGACACUUGGACUUAAUGGUCAAGAAGAAUCUGAACCCCAAGGUCCUAUGAGCCCUCUUGGAAAUGAGCUUUACCACUGCCUCAAAGAAGAUCGCAAAAAACAAACUUUUGUGGAGUCUGCAAGAAGUAACGAAGAUAGCUUAAGAUUUUCAGACUCUGCUUCAAAGACACCACCCCAAGAAUUUACUACUCGGGUAUCAUCUCCAAUAGUCUUCAGAACACCUCCGUGUUCACAGGAAAGUUUGGAGACAGAGAAUCUUUUUGAUGAUGUGAAGGGUACUGGUUCUCUUCUGCCAACCAAAGUAAAAAGCAGAUCAGUCCACGGAGGAUGCGAGCUUGCAUCAGUUCUUCAGUUGAAUCCCUGUAGAGUUGCUAAAACAAAGUCUCUGCCAAGCAACCAAGAUAUGUCCUUUGAAAAUAUCCAGUGGAGUGUAGAUCCAGGAGCAGACCUUUCUCAGUAUAAAAUGGAUGUUACUGUAAUAGAUACAAAGGAUAGCAGACACUCACGGUUAGGAGGAGAAACAGUGGACAUGGACUGCACACUGGUCAGUGAAACCGUGCUCUUAAAAAUGAAGAAACAAGAGCAAAAAGAAAAAAGUCCAAGUGGAGACAUAAAAAUGAAUGAUAGCUUGGAAGAUAUGUUUGAUCGGACAACACACGAAGAAUAUGAAUCAUGUUUGGCAGAAAGCUUCUCCCGGAUGCCAGAUGAGGAAGAGCUGUCUGCCACCACAAAGAAACCAAACCUACACAGUGAUAAACAAGAUGGAGUCAAACAGAAAGCAUUUGUGGAGCCAUAUUUUAAAGAUAAGGAGAGAGAAACUAGCAUACAGAAUUUUCCUCAUAUUGAGGUAGUUCGGAAAAAAGAAGAGAGAAGGAAAUUGCUUGGGCACACAUGUAAAGAAUGUGAAAUUUAUUAUGCAGAUUUGCCAGCAGAAGAAAGAGAAAAGAAGUUGGCCUCCUGCUCAAGACACCGAUUUCGCUACAUUCCACCCAGCACACCAGAGAACUUCUGGGAAGUUGGCUUUCCUUCUACUCAGACUUGUCUGGAAAGGGGUUAUAUCAAGGAAGAUCUUGAUCUUAGUCCUCGUCCAAAAAGACGGCAGCCUUACAAUGCAGUAUUCUCUCCAAAAGGCAAAGAACAGAGGACCUAGACGCUGGAGAGAAAGCAGGAGAGCAGAUCUUUUUGUGUUUCAUUUAGUUAUUUAUAGUAAAGUUGGAAUAAACAUUGAUCUUGGAUUUUUUUUGAUCUUCUAUAAAAUGAUUUAUAAAUGUUUUCUAUUAAAAAUGUUUUAAAUAGCAUAUACCAACCAUACAAAUAACUAAAAUGUGGAUGUGUUAUGUUUUUUUUUUUCUUUUGCACCUGUAAGCAAUAGGGUGUUUCAUUUUGCACUCUAAAUUUAGGGUUAUUUACUUUAUUUGGUAAUUAUCGCUUUUGAAAUACAGCUAUGGUAGCCUAUAAUUUAUUCUGUAUGGCUCUUCUUCAUCUGUUUCCUUUGGUGUUUAUCUGCGGAAGGGCCCUCACGGUAAUCUUUUACUCAUUCACCUGUAGAUCAUACCAGUUUUUGACAUGCAAGUAUUUGUUUUUUAAAGGGAUGGGAGCUAACUUUUCAAUAUAGUCCU
Mastomys coucha (southern multimammate mouse) is the source of this 2353-nucleotide messenger RNA. It is a transcript of the gene Rbbp8, whose product is annotated as RB binding protein 8, endonuclease. Gene Ontology annotation, molecular function: double-stranded DNA binding; double-strand/single-strand DNA junction binding; single-stranded DNA binding. Gene Ontology annotation, biological process: double-strand break repair via homologous recombination; DNA double-strand break processing involved in repair via single-strand annealing. The annotation marks the transcript as partial. Gene Ontology annotation, cellular component: site of double-strand break. The transcript has 19 exons. NCBI's taxonomy places the organism in Eukaryota, Metazoa, Chordata, Mammalia, Rodentia, Muridae. The record is from RefSeq and is a predicted model, not a curated record.